CGUCCAUAUCCGCUUUUGCUUGGCAACACCGCGCAAACGAGACGACAGCCAACCAACCAACCCAAACAACAGCAGAGCACAUCUCUCCUUGUCGUGCACACGGUCGCAGCUUCAAGCCACAACACACCACAACCCCUCCAGCAACCCCUUGUCUGUAUUACCUUUCCUGGCCAAGAUGACACGUCGCUUGAGGGAGGACGAUGAUGACCACGGAUUCCAGGACGUGGAGCUUUCCACGCUGCAGCGGCAGUUUCGUGUCGCGGAGGGCUAUCGCAAGGCAUACUCCGAGGAAUCCCACAACACACUGAGAAAACAGGAGGAGCAAAUUGCCAAGCUGACGAAGGACAACGAGUUUCUCAUGUCAGAGCUCAAGCUCGCAGAUGCGGCUGAGCGCACGGAACAGAAGGUGGCGCAAACGUGUGCCACAAUGUCCUCCGUCCUGCAAAAGCAUGAGGAUGAAGUGGCACAGGAGAAGUCGCGAAACGACGAGUUGGGCAAGGAGAUUCGGGAUAUGGAGCGCAAGCUGGCGCAGAAGCGGCGCAACGUUGGUGGCGCCUCUGGUGUUGAGGAGCGAAAGGCCAAGGUGAAUGCGCAGAUCUCCACCAUGGAGAACCGCUUGGAGAAGAUGCUCAAGAAGUACAACGCCACGCUCACAGAGAACGCAAAGCUGCGCGAGACCAUCGACCAUCUGAAGCAAGAGCGCAAGGUGUUUGACACAAUGCACCGGCGCAUUGAGAAGGAUCUGGGCGACGUGAAGCGGCGGACGGCGGCCGUUGUUGAGCAGUCGCACAAAGCACAUGAGGCACGCGACGAGGCGCAGAACAAGAUUGCCGCCCUGGAGGAGAAGGCCGCCAAGGAGCUGCAGCUGUACAACCUGGAGAUCAAGGAGCUCUCACGCGUGCUCGAGCACGACCGCAAGCUGAAGACGUUUAUGGGCGUGAAGGCGCUGCCGCGCAACCUGGAGGAGGUGCCUGUGUCGCAGAAGCGCAAGACAAAGGCCGCAGACAGCCCGGAAACGAUGGUGCAGACGUACGACGAGGCCUUCCGCAAGAUCAAGGCCACAACCGGCAUCGAAGACACGACAAAGCUUGUUGAUCUGUUUAUUGAGGUGGAGGACCAGAACUUUUCCCUCUUCAACCUCGUCAACGAACUCAACAACGAAAUCGAGAAGACGCAGGAGCAGCGGACGAACGAGCUGCUGCAGCUGCAGGCACUGCUUGACCAGAAGGAGAAGGAGACGUGGGAGACGAAGGAGAUGGAGCUCCGGGAGCAGCUUGAGGACGACCUCGAGUUUGACCCGACAAAGACCCUGGGCCCCAAGCCUGUGCCUGGUGGGCUGCUUGGUACCGGGCCAGCACAGCCGGUUCCCUCUGAAGCCGUCAUCCCAACAAACAUUGCAGACGAUAUUGAGAGCCUCACCGAGGAAGAGGAGGACCUGACGCGCCCGCUCUCCCAUGCGGAGAUGAAGCAAAAGCUCAUGGCCACCAUGUCCCGCAAGGCCAAGGCGUAGCCGCUCCCAAACCCAGCAAGAUGUUGCCCUUUCCCAAGCUCUCAUACACACUGCCCACAUGACGGCGCGAAUGCUACGUGCCUAUGCUUCAUCUGAUGGGACCGCUGGUUCAACCAUCACACCGCAUCCACUACCUUCCUGUUUUUGUUUUGUGCGCACUCAUCUCUCCUCAUCGCCCACUCUUCUUGAUUGUUAAGACCGCGUCUCAUCUGUCACAACCACACGUAAAUGAAGGAACACCAACCUCCGCCUGCACACACGCAAAAAAAUAGACACCCAUGCACACACACACACACACACACAUAUGCAAUGCAAACCCACCCACACAAUCGUUUUGUAUUGCUGGC
Messenger RNA from Salpingoeca rosetta, 1857 nucleotides. RefSeq lists its product as uncharacterized. The transcript is spliced from 9 exons. The coding region runs from base 176 to 1510 and encodes 444 amino acids. NCBI's taxonomy places the organism in Eukaryota, Choanoflagellata, Craspedida, Salpingoecidae. The record is from RefSeq and is a predicted model, not a curated record.